Messenger RNA from Triplophysa dalaica, 1726 nucleotides. RefSeq names its product ADP-ribosylation factor-like 9 (gene arl9). NCBI's taxonomy places the organism in Eukaryota, Metazoa, Chordata, Actinopteri, Cypriniformes, Nemacheilidae. Gene Ontology annotation, molecular function: GTP binding; GTPase activity. The record is from RefSeq and is a predicted model, not a curated record.
UUUUUUCUGACAGGGGGCGCUGUUGCUUCACAAUGUGCGCAUUACACGAAUCACACGCACGAGUGUACAUUUAAACACACAUUUAAAAGGUUUAUUGUGCGCAGGUAAGAGUAGUUCACCUCAGCGGAUUAUUUGAGCUUCCGGUUCCCCGCAGAGACAUUUAAGAAGAACAUCUCCCGGGACUUGUUGUAAUUCUCACAUGAUCGUCGCGUUUGUUGCUGAUCUCCAGGAAACGCAAAAGCUCGGCGCGCACGCGUUCGGUAUUUUGCGAGGACUACGCUGCGUCUACAGUUUCGCAGUUACAGUAACAUUUAUGCUCACGUUUAAUCUUUAAAUAUCUCCACCGGUAUUCUUGUUUCCUACUUCCCGGAAAUAUCUCACCGGACUUUCUGAUCCACUUGUGGAGUCGCUCGGUCUGUCUGCGGCCAUCAUGUGCGCGUGCAUGUAAAAAAAAACAUUGUGUUUGUUUGCAGUUAAUUGAAUAGCCGGACGCUUCAACUAAGCGUUAAAAUGCCCGCUGCGCGCGAGAUCGGGAUGAUGGGCGCAGCGCUCGCGCUGACGGGAGGCGUCGCGUGCGCCGUCUGCUAUUUGAUGCGCACAAACAAACCCGAGGAAAGAGCGAAAGACGAGCAAAAUAAAGACAAACGCGAGAAGGAGCAUGAAAGCACCAAGACCGGCACCACACAGAAACAGCCCAUAAUAAAAGAGCCCAGGAGUGCAGGUACACAGGUGCUGUUUUUGGGUUUGGACGGGGCAGGAAAGACGAGUUUACUGCACUGUUUUGCCACGGGCAGUCUGGAGCAGGACGUGAGUCCCACGGAGGGAUUCAAUGCCAUCUCCGUCAACAAGGAAGAGCUUCAGAUCGAGUUCCUAGAGAUCGGAGGCACAGAGAAGCUGCGGGAUUACUGGCAGAUGUAUCUGUGUAAAGCUCGUCUUCUGGUGUUCGUGGUGGAUUCUGCAGACGCCGAGCGCUUCUCUCUGGCUAAACAUCACCUGCAUCAGCUCCUGUCUGCUGACCCCUGUCUGCCCCUGGUGCUGCUGGCCAACAAACAGGAUUUGCCAGCGGCCCGUGGCAUCACUGAUCUCUACGGAGCGUUGGAAUUGGGGAACGUUGGUGACGGGCAUCGUCUCAGUGUGAUCGGUACACAGGUGAAGAAGGGAAAAUCUGAGACCAACACUGGUGUGCAGGACGCCCGUGACCUCAUCAUUGAGAUGAUGUCGGAAGAUUGAGUACGUGUUUGAAACGGAUGCCCUCAGAUUCUCUUCUCACUACAACAUGCGAAUGUCUCCAUCCUUCUGAGUUUCAUGAACACCAAAGAGUCUUCAAUCCAAACGAGAGACUGUUUCUGUAAUAGUAUGGCGGCUUGUAAUAGUUUCAUAAAUAUGGUAAUUAGAUGAACUGUUAAAUAGAUGAUUAUCAUAAUGGUGGUUUGCUUAACAUUUUCAUAAAACAAUAUUUUGAGUAUUUUGCAAUACAAAGAGAAUUAUUUUAGUUUCUUGCUGCUGAUGUGGUUUGUGUGAUGUUUAUUUUCAUUAAUACGAUGCUUAAAUUGGUUUACAGUGUAUCUGACUGAUAAGUCAAAAAGGAAAGGCUAAAGUUCAAUGUUUGUAUAUUCAUUUUGUAACUUGAUUUAUGUCAUACUUUUAAAGUAUGAAAUCUGAUGUCAAGAUAUUUUGUGAUGGUAUUUUGAUGAACUUUAAAUACUGAUUAAAGUUAUUAAAUAUC